Carya illinoinensis is the source of this 2171-nucleotide messenger RNA. RefSeq lists its product as uncharacterized. The coding region runs from base 609 to 1934 and encodes 441 amino acids. The record is from RefSeq and is a predicted model, not a curated record. The transcript has 2 exons. NCBI's taxonomy places the organism in Eukaryota, Viridiplantae, Streptophyta, Magnoliopsida, Fagales, Juglandaceae.
ACACAACACAGAUUUUUGUUUUUGUGCCUUUUUUUUAAUUUAUUGUUUCCUGAUGUUUCUUUGUACUAAGGAAUUUCAAGUGGGUUUGUUUUUAGAAUGCUGUGACAGGAUCUCGGUCACUGUGCUUUUCUUUUUACUUUCCUCGUUCCACUGCCUUGGAUUCCGGUUGUAGUGUUUAUGUGAAGGAAAAAGUCGGUUGCUUUAUUGGAAUCUGUUCACAUCUGGUGGCUACUGUUUCUGGGUCUCGCUUGCUUUUUAAGUUUGGGGUUCUGGCUUUUGGAGCAGCUCACCGGAAAGCCUGAGUUUUUUUGGAGAGUAGGCGUCUGGUUUUUGCUUCGUGGGUUUUGGUUUUCAAGUAGUUAUGUAAAAUGCUCACUUCUGCCAACUGCUAAGGGGUUCUUUGUUUUGUGGGGUUUGAGAUUUCUAGGCUCCCGGCUAGGUUUUGUUAGUUCAUGUGAAAAGUCUUUACUCUGAGAAUAUGACUUCCGGAGUUGCGAAUCCUGCUUUUGUUUCAGCUUAGGCUGGGGAUUCAGUUUGUUUAGUUCUCUGUUUGCUCAUUGGAUAUGAGCGUGUGAGCUGUUCGCAAUUCGGCUUAGGUUCUGGAUCUGAUGUGCUCGGUUUCACUUCUGGGUGACAUCAUGGAUUCCCCGCAAUCUGUUGUGUCUCCAUUUAAGAACUCCCUCGUAGCCGAGACUGAGAAGGAUACAUCCGACUUCUUCCGACGGAGCUCUGGCUCCUUGUCAAAGGGAAUUGAGGUCAACAGCAAGGAAGCUGCGGUGUGUAACAUGGAGGACUUCAUUGGUAUUCUUGAGGUUUACGUACACCAGGCUAGGGACAUCCACAACAUCUGUAUUUACCACAAGCAAGAUGUUUAUGCGAAGCUUUGCCUGACUAGUGAUCCUGAAAACACAGUCUCCACCAAGAUCAUUAAUGGUGGUGGGAGGAAUCCGGUCUUCAACGAUAAUGUUCAUCUCAACGUUCGGACAAUAGAUUCCUCGCUCAAAUGUGAGAUAUGGAUGUUGAGCAGGGUGAGGAAUUAUCUUGAGGAUCAGUUGCUGGGGUUUGCUUUGGUGCCAUUAUCUGAAGUCUUUAUGAAGAACUGGAAAUUGGAAAAAGAGUUCUCUCUAUCUUCAACUGAUCUGUUCCAUUCCCCAGCAGGGUUUGUUCAAUUGUCUCUUUCCUAUAACGGGGCUUCGCCCGAAGUAAUGGCUAUUCCUGCAAUGCCAACUGCUUUGGCCACUAAUGCAACUGUUCAGGAUACAGAAAUAUCCGAGGCUGUACCAAGUGAUUUAGAUAAGAUUGAGUUCCCUGAUCCUAAGAUUGUGAACGAAGAUCAGUUGAUGGUUUCCGAGUAUAUUGGGUUGCCAUGUAACAGUGUGGAUUCUCAUAGCUCUGAGAGUUUGACUGCUUCUGAUGCUGAAAAUCAUCUUAGUUCGGAAGAGGGUGUUCAUGUUGUAGAAAGCUUCCCAACUGGUACAGCUGAUUCCAUCCAACGUCCGAAGGUCGACUCUCCUCUGAGCAGUGUGUCAACUAAUGGAGUUUCUUCUCCUUCAAACCCUGCAUGCUUGGAGUCUUCUGAUAUUCCGGAAGCAUCAAAAUCCUCGAAUCUUGAAGGUGUUUCGGCCCCGAAAGAGAAUACUGGGGAUGUUAAAGAUGGUGAGAGUGAUUCCUCUGGUGAGGUGCCAAGCGAUGCACUGACAAAGCCUGCUGUCACGGUUAACAUUGAGGCAGAACAGAAGGUGGUGCAGCAGGAGAUAGUGGACAUGUACAUGAAAAGCAUGCAGCAGUUUACUGAAUCAUUGGCAAAGAUGAAGCUGCCUCUGGAUGUUGACAAUGGACCAACCAACUCAGGGAGUUCAAGCUCUGAUCAGAAAUUACAGGCAUCAAAGAAUACUGGUUCCCGUGUGUUUUAUGGGAGUAGGGCUUUCUUCUGAGCUUCUGUUAACUUGGUACAGGGGAAGACAUGUCAAGACAAGUGACUUUAGAUUUAGAAUGAGGAGUGUCACUAAUGUUGGAAGCGUAAUAAUGUGAUCUAGUGUGAUGUUUUCCCUGUAUGUUGGGAUGGUUUGAGAUGACAGGAAAUCGUGACACUUUUGUACCAGCUACAAGCUUUGUUAUAUCGCAAUUGCUGCUAUUUUAUAUAUCUAAGUAAUUCGGACGUAUUUUUCUUC